CUCUAUCUCUUCCCCUAUCCCGCAGAAACCCCGAAAGCCUCCGCCCGCCAUGGCGACCGCCGCCCAGGUCGCCGCCACAUUCCUCUCCUUCCUCUCAUGCCCCCGUCACCACACCGCUCCCUCUCCUUCCGCCUCCUUCCUGGUGACCCCGGUAUUGCCCGCCUCGCUCCGGGCCGCUGCCGCGGGGGGCCCAACCCUCACAUUCGGCUGCCGGGGCCGUCGCGUCGCCGUCGCCGUCGUCGCUCAGCUCCCUACUAUGAUUCCGGAGCUAGCUAGCGGGGAGAAGAAAAUCCGGUGGUCAUCGAGGGCGGUGCGAUCAUUUGCAAUGGCAGAACUGGAGGCACGGAAGAUGAGGUACCCAACCACAGGCACCGAGGGGCUUCUUAUGGGCAUACUCGUUGAAGGAACUAGUGAUGCGGCAAAACUUAUGCGUGCUAAUGGAAUCACAUUGCUCACGGUGCGUGACGCGGCAGCAACAAUACUUGGGAAGUCAGAAAUGUUUUACUUCAGUCCUAUGCAUCCACCAUUGACAGAAUCUGCACAGCGUGCCCUUGAUUGGGCUGUAAACGAGAAACUAAAAUCAGGUGAGGAUGGGGAGGUAACGGCCAACCAUUUGUUCCUGGCGAUAUGGUCAGAUAAAGAGUCGGCUGGUCAUAAGGUUCUGGCUUCCCUUGGUUUUGAUGAUCAGAAAGCCAGUUUGCUGGCCAAAACGGCAGGAGAAGAGAAAGCAAUGAGUCCUAGAUAGCAAACCGAGCAGCCGGUUUAUGAUUGAACUUCCCUGAGGUUAUGUGUUCACAUGGCAACAUCUAGACACUAGUUGGCGGCUGGCGGCUGCAGUACCAUGGACCCACAUUAAGUUAACUUGAAGAGAUUGCUUCUAUAAGUUUUAGGGGUUUUAAGAGAUUGGCUCGGCCGAAUCCAAAUUUGUGCUCCCACCAUUGCCAAACGCAGUACAUGUAAAAACAUCACGAUGUAUUUUCGGACGAACACGGUUUUGUUCCACUCUCAGCUAGUUUGUUGGACUGCCCUUCGGAGACACUUUCAAAGAUUCAGAUUCUGAGUUCAUCCCCA
This is a messenger RNA of Hordeum vulgare subsp. vulgare (domesticated barley), 1071 nucleotides long. RefSeq names its product ATP-dependent Clp protease ATP-binding subunit CLPT1, chloroplastic-like. NCBI's taxonomy places the organism in Eukaryota, Viridiplantae, Streptophyta, Magnoliopsida, Poales, Poaceae. The transcript has 6 exons. Bases 50 to 745 code for a protein of 231 amino acids. The record is from RefSeq and is a predicted model, not a curated record.